Messenger RNA from Stegastes partitus (bicolor damselfish), 1623 nucleotides. RefSeq names its product ceramide synthase 5-like. Gene Ontology annotation, biological process: ceramide biosynthetic process. The transcript is spliced from 10 exons. Bases 167 to 1306 code for a protein of 379 amino acids. Gene Ontology annotation, cellular component: membrane. The record is from RefSeq and is a predicted model, not a curated record. NCBI's taxonomy places the organism in Eukaryota, Metazoa, Chordata, Actinopteri, Pomacentridae. Gene Ontology annotation, molecular function: sphingosine N-acyltransferase activity; DNA binding.
UAGGAGCCGAACCAGAAGUGAUGCUUUACUCCAGAGGCAGCGGUGGGGGCUGCAAAGUUUUCUGUUAGCCGAAACCAAACCAACAGAUGUCCGACGAGUGAUUUCUUUUUUCUUUUUUUUCCCCCCCACAGCUUUACCUUAUUUGUCGAGUAUUUUCUGCUCCCCGAUGACUACCUCUAUCUCCACCUGGUUCUGGAGUGACAGAUUUUGGUUUCCCGAAAAUGUGUCCUGGGCGGACCUGGAGCAUCCACCACCUGGUGUGGAGUAUCCCCGGCUGGAGCACUUACUGUGUAUUCUGCCCCUGGCUGUCGGAGUUUUUCUCCUGAGAAAGCUGUUUGAAAGGCUAGUGGCCAAGCCCUGUGCCCACAUACUUCAGAUUCAGGCGGGAGUGCCUCGGCAAGCUCAGCCCAAUGCUGUCCUGGAGAGGCUGUAUCAGUCCAAAACGUGUCCAGACGCGAGGCAGCUUGAAGGACUCUCCAAGCAGCUGGACUGGGAUGUGCGGAAGAUACAGAGAUGGUUUCGAAUCCGUCGGAACCAAGACAGGCCCAGUAUGCAGAAAAAGUUCUGUGAGAGCAUGUGGCGCUUCACAUUUUACCUGGCGAUCUUUCUCUAUUCCAUUUCCCAUUUAUGGGUGUCACCUUGGAUGUGGAAUACCAGGCAGUGUUGGUACAACUACCCCUUUCAGUCUCUGAGUCCUGGCCAGUACAACCACUAUGUAGCUGAACUGGCUUUCUACUGGUCUCUGAUGUUUUCUCAGUUCAUAGACAUUAAGCGUAAGGAUUUCGUCAUCAUGCUCGUCCACCACCUGGCAACCAUAAUCCUCAUCACUUUCUCGUAUGCCAACAACAUGCUCAGAGCCGGCACUUUGGUCUUGUGCGUGCACGACGCGUCUGACAUCUUCCUUGAGGCAGCCAAGCUGGCCAACUAUGCCAAGUACCAGAGGCUAUGUGAUGGCCUGUUUGUGGUGUUCAGCAUAAGCUUUUUCCUCACUCGACUUGUCAUCUUUCCUUUCUGGAUUGUUCACAGUGUUCUGUUUGAGAGCUGGGAGAUCGUUGGACCAUAUCGGGCCUGGUGGCUGUUCAACGGCCUACUGCUGGUCCUGCAGACUCUUCACAUCAUCUGGUUCUACCUCAUCGCUCGCAUUGCUAUCAAGGCCAUAUUCAAGGGAAAGGUGUCCAAAGAUGACCGCAGUGACAUAGAAAGCAGCUCAGAUGAGGAGAAUCAUUCCAGCUACAAUAAAAGCACCUUAAAACCAAAGGACCGCAACAACAGCAGUAACCUCAAUGGAGAAACUCAUGACCACUGAGGACCAAAAGGGAAGACCUUCUUCCUGUGAGGCUUUCAUUCUGAAAGACUUUAAGUUUUUGUUUUUUUUUCACUCGGGAGACAUUUGUGAACUGUUUGGAUGGAGAGAGAGGACUUGGAAACAGGAGAGCUCCAUGCAGACGUAGCAAUGUCCUACUGAGUGAGUCAGGUUUACAGUGUGAAGUUUACACAUGCGGUUUGCUUUCAGGAGUAGACAGAGAAUGUGUGUGGUCUGUCUGUUCCUCUAUGUGUGUGGGUGUUCUUAAAGUUAGCAGCUGAAGCUAAUGCAUAUGCAAAUAAAUGAAUUUUCUUAUUAAA